AUGGCUAAGAUAGUUGAGCAUUGCUUGAGUAGUUGGGGUUUGAAUCGGGUCCUUAGUUUAACAGUUGAUAAUGCCUCAUCGAAUGAUGUUGGAAUCCAAUAUCUCAAGAAGAGGCUAAUGUCAUGGAACAGUUUGGUUAUGAAGGGAGAUUAUGUUCACAUGCGUUGUUGUGCACAUAUUCUUAAUUUAAUUGUGAAAGAUGGAUUCAAAGAAAAUAUUGAUGCUGUUGUGAGAAUUCGUGCCGCUAUCAAAUAUGUAAGAUCUUCCCCUUCUAGGCUAUCUAAAUUCAAGGCAUGUGUUGAGCAACAAAACAUUGAAUUUAAAGGGCUUGUUUGCCUAGAUGUUGAAACCAGGUGGAAUUCUACAUACUUAAUGUUGGAAGCUGCAUUAAAACAUCAAAAGGCAUUUGAAGAGCUUGAGAUGCAAGAUAAAAAAUACAUUGAAGAGUUGGAAAAAGGGAAGGGUGUUCCUACAUUUGGUGAUUGGGAGUUUGUGAGUGGUAUCUUACCAUUCUUAAAGUUGUUUUAUGAUGCUACUAUGCGUAUCUCUGGUUCAUCUUAUGUGACUAGCAAUAUGUACAUGUUUGAAGCCUUCGGGAUUAGAAUAAAGAUUAAGCAAAUGUGUGCUUCCAAGGAUGUGAUUAUAAGUAUGAUGGCUGAAAACAUGAAAAAGAAAUAUGAUAAAUAUUGGGGAAAUCCUGAUCGACUGAACAUGUUAUUAUUGAUUGCUCUUGUGUUGCAUCCAAGAUAUAAGUUAAAAUUCAUGCAUUGGUUGAUUAAUCAAAGUUUUGAUGGUGUUGUGGCAUCUAAUUUGAAAGACAAAGUGGAAUCAAGUAUAAGAUUACUUUUUGAAGAGUAUAAUGGUGGGAGAAUUGAGUUUGAAGCUAACUCACAAGAAGCUCGACUCAAUGAAGAAGCAAGUGACGAUCCUUAUGGCUACAACCAGUUUUUCAAAUCAACUAGAUCUCAUAAAUCUGAAUUAAGUAAAUACUUAGAGGAAGCCUUAGAAGAGAGUCAAGGAGAUUUGGAUGUUUUAAAUUGGUGGAAGCUAAAUUCGGGUCGAUUUCCAAUUCUUUUAAACAUGGCAAGAGAUUUGCUUGCUAUAUUUGUUUCUACUGUGGCCUCUGAAUCUGCCUUUAGUAGCGGAGGAAGAGUUCUUGAUGCAUAUCGUAGUUCUCUUACACCACAAAUGGUGGAAGCACUUAUUUGCACGCAAGAUUGGCUCAAAGGAACACUUCCACCAUUGUCCUUGAAUGAAAUAGAGGAUUUUGUGGAGCUUGAGAAAUUUGAACAAGAUAUUGUCCCCUCACAAGAUGGUGCUUAUUCAAUCUCCUCCGUUACACUUGAUGAUGACUAG
Molecule: messenger RNA, 1356 nt
Organism: Cajanus cajan (pigeon pea)
Lineage: Eukaryota; Viridiplantae; Streptophyta; Magnoliopsida; Fabales; Fabaceae
Product: zinc finger BED domain-containing protein RICESLEEPER 2
Molecular function (GO): DNA binding; protein dimerization activity
Source: RefSeq, a predicted model, not a curated record